AUGGGGAAGGAGCGGCAUUGUGCAAAGAGAAGCAUAGAGAAGGAUGAAGAAGAGUGCAGAAACAAUGCUGAGAGAAUGACGUUAGUUCUGAUUCUUGGUUGGUAUUUUGUGUGGCAUCUGUUUUUAUCUAAAUUCAAGUUUCUACGGGAACUAGUGGGAGACACAGGAUCCCAGGAGGGAGAUCAUGAGCCUUCAGGGUCUGAAACUGAAGAAGACCCUUCAUCCUCUCCACACAGAGUCAGAUCUGCACGCCAAAGGAGGGCACCUACUGACGAAGGCCAUUGAUCCUAGACAGGGUCCUUCAUUAGUAUACAAUGAAAGGCAAUUAUGAGCCUCUGUCUUAGUGACUUGGCUUUGAAAUAUACUAAAUGCCUGAAGAACAUUUAUACUUGGAUUUCAUAUCCAGUUCAAAAAAUUUAUAUGUAAGCCAUAUAGUAAUAAAGGGAAUUAAAACCAAAUUGGACCUUUGCAAAUUUCAUCUUAAAGAUAAUAUUUUGUUUUGAUAGCUUUCUGCUCAACACAUUUAUUCCUUGGCUCUUGGGAUUUUUUUGUUUGUUUGUUUGCACUGGUGUGAAUCUCAUAAACAUUUCAAGCUUGAAAAGCAUAUUUUAAUAUUCAAAAUGUAUUCUUCAUGUUUUAACUUGUCUGAAAUGGGGAUGCAUCUCAUUACUGUCAGCCAGGAUAGUCACAUAAUUAUCCUAGCUUGUGCAUGUGUGAAUUUACAGCUCAUAGUGGCAUCCCCUUAACUGACAUGUAUUAUUGGUAUCAAAUGUUUCAGUUUAAUUGGCCUUUUAAAAUGUCUUCUAAAAGAUUACACUAUGACUCAGCAUUGAAACGUAGGGUUAUUGUAUAUGCGGAAAAGCAUGGAAACAGAGCAGCGGGGCGAACAUUUGAUAUUAGUGAAGCAAAUAUUCGCCGUUGGAGGAAUGACCGAAAUUCCAUAUUUUCUUGCAAAGCAACCACAAAAUGUUUUACGGGACCUAAGAAAGGAAGAUACCCACAAGUAGAUGAAGCUGUACUACAUUUUGUCAGUGAGGCAUGUGCUAAAGGAUUGCCUAUCACACGCCAAGUAAUGCAGUCAAAGGCAGGGGAAAUUGCCAAAACCCUCGGAAUUGAUGAAACAAAAUUUAAAGCAACAAGAGGCUGGUGUGACCGAUUCAUGCGUCGAGCUGGACUGUCAUUAAGACAUCAGACAUUGUUUUGUCCAAAACUUCCCACUGACAUUAAACAGAAGACAGUGGUGGAGCAUUCUUUCAAGAAAUGCUGCAUCGCCAGUCCUCUUGAAGAUGCCAAGGGCCAUGUCAUGUGGGCAAAUGCAGACAGCGAGGACGGUGACGUGAGAAGUGAUUUAGAAGAGCUGGGUUCAGAAUAUGAAGUUAUAGUUAUAACUUGACCAGUUUAUUUCCCACAUUCUUUACAUACACACAAGAUUGGUGUGACAAAAAUCUUUUAAGAGCACUGUUUUAAUGAAUAUAAAAUGUUUUCUGUGCUAUAGGCAUUAGGUUGUAGUUUCAAGGGUAGUGUUUUUCUUUGUAAUAAUACGGUGCAUCUUAACUGAUAGUAUCUGAUUAAAUAAAAAUGGUCUCGUCAUGAUAAAUUUAUUUUUCUUUUCAAGAUGGCAUCUAUUUAUUGGAAUACUUAAUACUGACUCAUGUUAAAUAGUUAUCUUCUAUGAAAUACAUUUUUUUGGGUAAUCUAUUCAAGAUUUUAGAGUAGUUAGGAAUAGGAAGAACUAUUCUCUAGGAAGAGUAGGGUUAGUCACUCCCUUUGUAUGGGAGGACUUUAUGCUUAAGGCAUGUGUUGUGGAGAAACUACUUUUUCACAAUAAUCCAGUGACAAGACCUCAGAGGUACUGGGUGUUGAAAAUAUACCGGGUGGAAAUACCCGCGUAACUGUAAAACAACUCUUGCCAGGUAUCCAUGUUUGUCUUCACUGAUUUUUGGACUGAGUGUUUACUGGGGAAGAGAGGUAUGGAUUCACAAAACUUACUGUUCAGUGUUCCCUGCUUUGUAUAAGAACGAAAUGCAAAGCCAGUUUGUUUGAUUAAUCUGAGUUCUUCUGUUUUUCACCUUUGUUUCUCAGAAUUAGUCAUCACCUCCAAUUUAUGGAGGUUUGUAAUUAUGUUUGAUACCUCAUUCUUCGUGCUCAUUCAGUUUUGUUGGUCUCCUCACAGUUGACUAGCUCUGCCCUAGGUUGUGUUCCUGAUGAGCACAUCUUUGCUGAUACUGUAGACCUUUGGACAUAUUAAAAGGGAAUUUACAGAGCAGAACUGUGUGUGUGCUCGCAGAUGCUAGAGGAGCAGCUGCGAGAGGAGCACAGUCAUUCUGUCUUCGUUUCCUUAUUGGAUGCUGUAUGACUAGGGCAUAAAAGAGCAGUGACACAGUUUCUAGCAUUAAUUUUAAUGUUUCAUGUAUCAGCUGGACAUUACAUUCACAUGGUCAUCAGUUAGAAAAAUGAAUGCCUGAAAGCAUCUUGGUGCUGGAAGGAUAUCAAAUUAGACUUUUUUAUUUUAGAAUGCUCUGAGUGCUGGCUUUCUUUAUGUUUGUGUUUUAUGGUGGCUAUAUAAGGUUUAGUUAAUAAUUACUGAAAUAUUUAAGUAGCUGAUGAGUGUCCUGUUGUGUCAGUAUUAAAGAAUGAUAGCUGAUGCAGUCCUACCCCCAAAUCUGUAGUCACCUGCAAAUUAAUGGAAUGUAAUCCGUGUAAAGCUAUAUAUGUUGGGCAUUAUUUAUUGGCGCUAAUGCUUCAAGCUUCCGUUGUUUUAUAGCAUUUUAAGAAAUGUUCUGCUUAACUUACUUGAGAAAUAUACCUAAGAGCAUAUAAUAGGUCAUACUUGCCAUGCUAUAAUUCACUGGAGGAGAGUAAAAUUACUGAUGCCAAUAAUGAAGAAUCUGCAGGCUAAUCCUUUAUUUAAAACUUUCUUUUCAUGCACCCCAUGUAACAUAGUGCGUAUUUCUAAGACCACUAAGAGAUGGAAGAGAAAUAGUUAUUAGUGCAGAAUUAUUUAUGUGAUAUGGUAUUUCUAUUCUUUCCCUGUUUUAUUUUAUUGUUUUUUUGUAGCUGAAUUUUAACCAAAACUGCAUCCCAGCUGCAUUUUUAGUCUCACUGAAAAUGAGUCAUUCAGUGGGAAGUGGACUAUCCUGUGGUUAAUUUCAAGGUUAUGAGUAUUAAAAACACAUACAAAUAGUAGACUUUUACCUGAACCCUCCUCCAAAAUGAUAGUUCUGGAGUAUGCCAUCUUUUUGAGGAUUGAUUCUAAAUUCAAGGACUCAGGUAGAUUGGUUUCAUUUCCUUCUUAGCUAACUAUUCCCAGAUCAGUCUUUUGCUUCUGAACUUUUUUUUUUUUGGGGGGGGGGUGAAAAUUGCCUGUGUGGUAGCAUCUUUCAGAUUUAAUGCCAAAAAAAACCACUAAAUAUUUGUAUAGCACUGUUAAAAUGGGUUUGAAAUACUUUCGUCAAGUUAAAUAUAAAAUGCACUCACUGGAUUUCCAUAGAGGAAGCAUUGUUAUGUGUUAAACAGCUGUUUCACAGACGUGCUGACCAUUUCUUUAGAUGUUAUUAGGUUUAAGAACCAUUUCAAAAUAUUUUGUUGAAAUAUGGAAAGAUAUAAAGUUAUGGAUUCACACAACAUGGCAUCUUAAGUUGAAAGAUUGAAAGUAGUGCAUUGUUUCUCUUAAGAAUAACAGUUUUGAAGUCAACAAUGUAAUCUUUUUAAACUUCAGCCUUUCUCAGUAGAUAUGUUUUAAUGUAACAUGUAAUCAGUGUAGCUUAGAUUUUGACUGGUAAACUAAAUGCUUAUAUAUUUGAAGUUGACUUUAAAAAGCCAAUGAGCAGUCCUCAAAGGUCCUGGACUCUUAGCAACUAAUAGAAUAACGUUUGGUUUUGGAGUCUGGAGUUAAAGCACCUUGUGUUGUCUGCUUCUAAAGUGUCUCAGAGUUUUACAUUUAAAGCAUAAAGAGUAACAUUUUAUAUUAAAAAGUUACAUUUCCCAUUUGUUAGUGUCCCGUGCUACCCCUCUGAUGAGGAAUGUUCACAUUACCUCUGGGUCAUUUCUAUGCAUAACAUUCACCAAAUACUGCUGCUGUGGUUUCUUAAAGGAAACCUCGUGUGCUAUGAUGCAUUGUCAUCUUGCUGCUCGACAAAUAAGCAUAUGAGGAAUUAGACUGUGUGUGUUAUCAAUACCUUUGUACAGACAACAAGAUGUAACCCUAAAGAUGAGGAAUGUGCGUAAAUAAUCACUCAGUGAUUUUUGUUUAAAAAUUGGUCAGUACUAUAGCUAAAGCUUCUGUGGUUUGUAUGAUGUUUUAACUUUUAUUUUAAACUGCACAGAAUAAAUAAAAAUGAAAACAAA
This is a messenger RNA of Ictidomys tridecemlineatus (thirteen-lined ground squirrel), 4347 nucleotides long. The record is from RefSeq and is a predicted model, not a curated record. NCBI's taxonomy places the organism in Eukaryota, Metazoa, Chordata, Mammalia, Rodentia, Sciuridae.